Molecule: messenger RNA, 1527 nt
Organism: Calidris pugnax (ruff)
Lineage: Eukaryota; Metazoa; Chordata; Aves; Charadriiformes; Scolopacidae
Gene: PARP11
Product: poly(ADP-ribose) polymerase family member 11
Exons: 8
Coding region: 52-1071 (339 amino acids)
Molecular function (GO): NAD+ poly-ADP-ribosyltransferase activity
Source: RefSeq, a predicted model, not a curated record
CAGCACCUCAUUCCUGAGCGGUAUCUAACUCAGAGCCUGUUGUAUGGAAGAAUGGCCUUGCUCAUAUCACCAUCAGAAAUGCUUCAAAGACCACCAGAAGAUUUUUUUCCAAAGAUGGAAAGUCCAGUUGAAGAUAUGGAUACUUCUGAUACCCAGUGGGGCUGGUUUUAUUUGGCUGAGUGUGGUAAAUGGCACAUGUUUCAGACUGAUUCAAACAAUCAUUGCUUUGUUGGCAGUGAAGAUAUUGAAAGGAGCUUCCGAACAAACCCACAUGGUUCUGUUUCUUUUACUACUGCGAAAUUUAGCUACAUGCUAGACUUUUCAGCGAUGAAACAAACCAACCUAACUACCCUUAAGCAACGUCCAAUAAAGCGAGCUCCCUUUUCUAUCAGUGCUUUCAGUUUCAUCUGUGAAAAUGAGGCUAUCCCUGUGCCUUCACACUGGGAGAAUGUAAAUAAUGAGGAGCCAUAUCAGCUUAUUCCAUUGCAAAAGAAAACAAAUGAAUAUAAUGAAGUUUCUAGUCUCUUUGGAAAAACAAUGGAUAGCCACCGAAUUAAAAGAAUUAAGAGAAUACAAAAUCUAGACUUGUGGGAGUUUUUUUGCAGGAAGAAAGCUCAACUCAAGAAGAAGAGAGGUGUCCCAACUAUUAAUGAACAGAUGUUAUUUCACGGCACGAGUAAUGAAUUUGUAGAAGCAAUAUGUAUUCAUAACUUUGACUGGAGAAUAAAUGGGAUGCAUGCUGCUGUAUAUGGAAAAGGGACCUAUUUUGCAAGAGAUGCAUCAUAUUCCAGUCGUUUCUGCAAAGAUGACAUGAAACACGGAGAUACUUUUCAAAUUCAUGGUGUGAAUCUGCAGCCUCAUCUGCAUAGACCAGAUAAAGUCAUGUUUCUUGCUCGUGUAUUAACUGGUGACUAUAUCAACGGUGAUUCCAAAUACAUGAGGCCUCCUUCAAAAGAUGGAAGUUUUGUGAACUUAUAUGACAGCUGCGUGGAUAAUACCUGGAACCCAAAGAUCUUUGUUAUCUUUGAUGCUAACCAAAUUUACCCUGAGUACUUAAUAGAAUUUUGUUAAGUUUGAAAGGAGUUGAACUGAAUAUUGUUUGUGUCUUUUUGAUACUUUUGUUCCUUUUGUAAAGAGAACAACAUAAAACCGAGAAGUGUGAAGUGAGAGGGGUGGAAGAAAAGCUAGCAUAUGUUUGUGGAGGAGGGAAGCUAUUAAACAUUUAAGAGAGAUUGUCAAACUGUUUUUUAAAAUCUGUAAACUUUACUAAUGGCAUUUUUCAAACGUAGAGACUAUUACAAAUUUGAAAUUCCUUAAUGAGCCUUAAAUACAUUGGUCAUUGGUAAGUUGUCAAAGUCAGGAUUUAUGUUCUGUGGUUUUGUUUUCUUUUUUUGUAUAUGACGUAUUUAUUCAUGUGGUAGAAAUAUGCCUGUAGCAUAGUAUGCAUAUGAUGAAACUAAUCUUUUAUAAAGAUUGUCCGUAGAACAUAAAAAUAACAAAAACAACAACAAAACCCCAGGCUACAUA